AUGGGAGAUACCGUAGGAGGCAGAGCGCAUGACGAGGAGCCGAGCGUCGAAGUCCCCGAGACUGGUGUCGAAAAGCGACAGAGGAAAAGAGCCGUUGGGCGAACGGGCGGGAGAGGCGAGAUUCCUCCGUUUCGGAGUCUGCCCUGCCUGCCUACCUCGGUGACCGGUGCGGGUGUCGCGCUGAAUGGUGCAUGGGGUUUCUGCAUCCGCCAUCUCGUGCCUGCAUCCGCUGAACGCGUCUCGAAUCGGUCCGGGGAAAUCGUCUACGGCCGGAACGGAGGUAGGAGAGACGUCGAAACGCCUCGUACUCCGAUGGCUUGGCAGCAUCGGGAUCUCAACUAUUCACACAAUGGAUACGUGGACAAAUACUCCGUCGCCACGCCAAGGAGCUCGACGUCGGAGCACUACAAGAUGGAGAGGAUGCAAGGAGCAAGGGGAUAUACCGGCGGCGGGUCGCAUCACAACAUGUUGAGGGCAGGAGGGACACCCCGAGGACCACGGGUCACUUCCUCCACGAGUGAGACUAGUUCACCUUCAGACACAUCGACUAGUGACGAUGCCGAGCCCGAUACAGAUCCUGCUUACAACGACAGGACGUAUGUUGGUUGCAGACAGGCGUUGGUGGCUCAACCACGGCCAGGGUCGUACUACACACCAGUGCCGAUGAUGCUGUCACCGGCGGGACCGGGAUUCGACGGUACGUUACGAUCGACCAUGAGUGUCCCUAUGCUGGCUCCACCCUUAGUCCCAACCUGGGAUGGUGAACCGUGUCCUGUUCACGGACUGGGGAUACCGCCUCCACCGCCUCCUUUCUUAACUAGGAGAUCGGCCUCUAUCUACGACAUGCGUCCAUAUGCCACCCUCCCCUUGCCACUACCUGCACCUCCGACCAUGUCUUUACCUCCUCCAGCGACGAUGGGGAGGCGUCCUCCAUCACAGGGGGUCGCAAUCCCACCUCACCUGUUGCCUCCCAUGAUGAGACCCCGUCCCCUGGUCUACCCAGCCGACGCUUUUGCCCCUCCCGAACCUCUUCCAAUGAGGGACCCCGAGAAGAAGUCUCUCACCCCUAUCCCCCCAAAGGAGGAAGUGGAAGAGCGACCGCGGAAACGAAAGUGCUGCCGAGGCCCUAUGCUCAUUCUGUGGAUUAUUCUUGGAGUGAUUGCAUUUGGAAUCGUUCUUGGAAUCGUUCUCAAUCUCACCGUCGCUUAG
Molecule: messenger RNA, 1209 nt
Organism: Darwinula stevensoni
Lineage: Eukaryota; Metazoa; Arthropoda; Ostracoda; Podocopida; Darwinulidae
Source: the annotation of a GenBank genome assembly